Seminavis robusta is the source of this 945-nucleotide messenger RNA. NCBI's taxonomy places the organism in Eukaryota, Bacillariophyta, Bacillariophyceae, Naviculales, Naviculaceae. The record is from the annotation of a GenBank genome assembly.
AUGCGAACAUUUGACGUUGGAUUGGUUUCCUCCUGUUUGGGUACUCACAAGCUUUCAAGUGGAAUUAUCACGGGAAGAACUCACCACCAUUGGGGAGGCUCUGACACGGCACAGGGAACGCUCUUUUCCGUCCUCAAAGCUUACCUGGGUCUACCAAUCUACCAAUGCCGUCAAGUUUACGGUAACAACGUUACAACCAACGUCAUGUCGGGAGAUCAUAAUGUUCCCGAUCCACACAUUGUUACAGAAACCUAUCAUCUUGAUGAUUAUGACAAAGAUUCCACUCUUGCUACCAGCAACUCUACUUGCCGCUUUCUAGUUCAAACUACAGCCAAUGACAACCACGACCGUCGCCAUCGAGGUCUCUUUCUCGACAUGGCCAAUGGAAGACGGUGGGUGCACCUAAAUGCACAAGACAAGAACAUUCUCAACAUGUUUAGUUACACCUGUGCCUUUUCGGGUGCCGCUCUCCAGGGUGGCGCCCGACAAGUUGUCAAUAUUGACAUGGCAUUGGGAGCCAUCAAAAUGGGGCAACGCAAUCAUGAACUGCUCCCACGCAACGUGGAGGGUGUGGCCAGAUUCCUCAAUCAUGACAUUUGGAAGAGUUGGGGCAAGCUACGAAAGUUGGGGCCUUACGAUAUCAUUGUGGUGGAUCCACCUUCCUAUCAAAAGGGAAGCUUUGUGGCCAAGAAGGACUAUCCCAAGUUGAUUCGGAGGUUGCCAGAUUUGUUGGCGCCCCCUUCGUCGCCAGAGCAAGUCAGCAGAACAAGCCAAGUCCUACUUUGUCUGAAUGCCCCCGAGUUGGGGAUGUCUUUUCUACAAGAAGCAGUGGCUGAAGCAGCACCUCAGCUACAAUUUGUCAAACAAAUAGAGAACCCGUUGUCUUUUCCGGCUAUUGACCCAGAAAGAGCUCUCAAGGUGCUGCUGUACGAGUUGCGACAAUAG